CCAGAAAUGGCCCUCUCUGUGGAUUCAUCCUGGCUCCGAUGGCAAUGGCGAGUCAAAGAUGGCUUCCCCAGGCCUCCAUCAGAAACCACACCACUGCUCUCUACAGAGAGGCCAAGACUGAGCUACAACCUGAAGCAGCAGCGGGUUGUGUUCCCCAACAACAGGAUAUUCCACCAGGAUUGGGGAAAGGUCUCCAGGAAAUACUCAGACAACAGAAUCUGCACAACGAAAUAUACCCUCUUCACCUUUCUGCCCCAGAAUCUCUUUGAGCAGUUUCACAGAUGGGCUAACCUCUAUUUCCUGUUCCUGGUGAUUCUGAACUGGAUACCGUCCAUGGAAGUCUUCCACAGAGAAAUCACCAUGUUACCAUUGGCCAUUGUCCUGUUCAUCAUCAUGGUCAAGGACGGCAUGGAGGAUUUCAAGAGAUACCUCUUUGAUAGAGAGAUAAAUGGUUCCAACAUCCAAAUAUAUGAAAGAAAAGAGCAGAAUUAUGUGCAGAAGAGCUGGAAGGAUGUGCGUGUGGGAGACUUCAUCCAAAUGCAAUGCAACGAGAUCAUCCCAGCAGAUAUCCUUCUCCUCUUUUCCUCUGACCCCAGUGGGAUCUGCCACCUGGAAACUGCCAACUUGGAUGGAGAGACAAACCUCAAACAAAGACGUGUUGUGAAGGGCUUCUCACAACAGGAGGCACAGUUCGAACCGGAACAUUUCCACAAUACCAUUGUGUGUGAGAAACCCAACAACAACCUCAACAGAUUUAAGGGUUACAUGGAGCAUCCUGAUGAGACCAGGACUGGCUUUGGCAGUGAAAGUCUUCUGCUUCGAGGUUGCACCAUCAGAAACACUGAGGUGGCCGUUGGCAUUGUCAUCUAUACAGGCCAUGAGACAAAAGCCAUGUUGAACAACAGCGGCCCACGGUACAAACGCAGCAAGAUCGAGAGACGCAUGAACACAGACAUCUUCUUCUGCAUUGGGCUCCUCUUCCUCAUGUGCCUCAUUGGAGCUGUAGGUCAUACUAUCUGGAAUGGGACCUUUGAAGAACAUCCUCCCUUUGAUGUACCAGAUGCCAAUGGUGGCUUCCUUCCCCUUGCCCUUAGGGGUUUCUACAUGUUCCUUACAAUGAUCAUCCUGCUUCAGGUGCUGAUCCCCAUCUCUCUAUAUGUGUCCAUUGAAUUGGUGAAGCUCGGGCAAGUCUUCUUCCUGCACAAUGACCUUGAUCUGUACGAUGAAGAGACCAAUGUGCCCAUUCAGUGCCGAGCCCUCAAUAUCACUGAGGACCUGGGCCAGAUCCAGUACAUUUUCUCUGACAAGACUGGGACCCUGACUGAGAACAAGAUGGUGUUCCGGAGAUGCACCAUCAUGGGCAAUGAGUUUUCUCACCAAGAAAACGCCAAACGACUGGAGAUGCCAAAGGAGCUGGAUUCAGACACUGAAGAGUGGACUCAAUACCAGCACCUGUCCUUCCCAACCGGAUGUGUCCAGGGUUCUGAAACUGUGAGAGGCCAAGGAGGUUCCCAACCUCUGAGGAGAUGCCACAGUGCCCGGGUGCCCAUCCAAGGCCACUCCCGACAAAGGUCCAUGGGAUGCUGUGAAAGUUCACAGCCUUCUGUGGCCUUCAGCAGUCCCAUAGAAAAAGAUGUGACUCCAGAUAAAAGUUUACUGACCAAGGUGCAGGAUGCUGCCCUGUGGCUGGAAACCUUGUCAGACACAAAGCCUGCCAAGUCUUCCUUCUCCACCCCUUCCUCCAUUGCUGAUUUCUUCCUGGCUCUGACCAUCUGCAACUCUGUCAUGGUCUCCACAACCACUGAGCCCAGGCAAAGGGUAAGGAUUGCUGAUGUGACUGACAUUAAUGUGGAAAAGAAGUUGAGGAAAAUCCGAGCCAAGACCCAGAAGCAUUUAGACCUGUAUUCAAGAGAUGGCCUGCGAACGCUAUGCAUCGCCAAGAAGGUGGUAAGUGAAGAAGACUUCCGACGGUGGACCAAUUUCCGGCGUGAGGCAGAAGCAUCACUCGACAACCGAGAUGAGCUUCUAAUGGAGACAGCUCGUCAUUUGGAGAAUCAACUCACCUUGCUCGGAGCCACUGGGAUUGAAGACCGACUGCAGGAAGGCGUUCCAGACACGAUUGCUGCUCUGCGGGAAGCUGGGAUCCAGAUCUGGGUCUUGACUGGAGACAAGCAGGAGACAGCAGUCAAUAUUGCCUAUUCCUGCAGACUCUUAGAUCAGACUGACACAGUUUACACCAUUAAUACAGAGAGUCAGGAAGUCUGUGAAUCCAUCCUCAACUGUGCCCUGGAAGAAGUAAAGCAAUUUCAUGGACCACAGAAGACAAACCACAAGCUCUUUGGGUUCUGCCUGCCUUCUGAGACACCAUCUACCACUUCAGUUGCUGUCGUCCCGGAAAUUGGACUGGUCAUAGACGGAAAAACAUUGAAUGUCAUAUUCCAGGGAAAGCUGGAGAAGAAAUUUCUGGAACUGACCCAGUAUUGCCGGUCUGUCAUGUGCUGUCGCUCUACUCCACUCCAGAAGAGUAUAAUAGUCAAGCUGGUUCGAGACAAGUUGAGAGUCAUGACCCUUUCCAUAGGUGAUGGAGCAAAUGACGUAAGCAUGAUUCAAGCCGCUGAUAUUGGAAUUGGGAUAUCAGGACAAGAAGGCAUGCAGGCUGUCAUGUCCAGUGACUUCGCCAUCUCCCGCUUCAGGCAUCUCAAGAAGCUACUGCUCGUCCAUGGUCACUGGUGUUAUUCGCGCCUGGCCCGGAUGGUGGUGUACUUUUUCUACAAAAACGUGUGCUACGUCAACUUGCUCUUCUGGUAUCAGUUCUUCUGUGGCUUCUCUGGCUCCACCAUGAUUGAUUACUGGCAGAUGAUAUUUUUCAAUCUCUUCUUCACCUCCUUGCCACCUCUCCUCUUCGGAGUCCUCGAUAAAGACAUCUCUGCGGACACACUCCUGGCAUUGCCCGAGCUGUACAAAACUGGCCAGAACUCUGAGUACUACAGCCUGUCAACUUUCUGGAUUUCCAUGAUGGAUGCCUUCUACCAAAGCCUCAUCUGCUUCUUUAUCCCUUACCUGACCUACAAGGACUCUGAUGUUGACGUCUUCACCUUCGGAACACCCAUCAAUACCAUCGCCCUCAUUACAAUCCUUUUGCACCAAGCAAUGGAGAUGAAGACAUGGACCAUUGUCCAUGGACUUCUCCUCAUCUCCAGCUUCCUGUUAUACUUCGUAGUAUCCCUAGUGUACAACGCCACGUGUGUCAUAUGCAACAGCCCCACCAACCCCUACUGGGUGAUUGAAGACCAACUGUCAGACCCCACCUUCUACCUCAUCUGCUUCCUCACACCAGUUGUGGCUCUUCUCCCAAGGUAUUUUUUCCUGUCUAUACAAGGGACCUGUGGAAAAUCUCUGAUCUCAAAAGCUCAGAAAAUUGACAAACUCCCCAAGGAUAAAAGAGACCUGGAAAUUCACAGUUGGAGAAACAAACAGAGGCUAGCCCCUGUCCCUGGAGGGGCUCAGCCCCCACUCCAUCCAGGGCCACCUGUCCCAGCACAGGAUUUCAAAGCCAGCACAUCAAAGAGUUUGCCCCCUGUGAAGCAGGAUCACAUGGAGGAUUGGGCACUCCCCGAAGCCAGGUGCAGCAGAGACCACAUGAGGGAUGACCCACACGCAGGGGGCUUCUCAGCCAAACUCUCAUCCGGAAAGCACCUUCUGGAGCCCACUAAGGCAAUGACUCCUGAAACUUAUCCAGAUGGACAGACUGACAUGUCCUGGCCUUCAAGCAAGGGCAGCCAUCGCAGAUCCCAGAGUGCACUGACCAUCUGA
Molecule: messenger RNA, 3813 nt
Organism: Chrysochloris asiatica (Cape golden mole)
Lineage: Eukaryota; Metazoa; Chordata; Mammalia; Afrosoricida; Chrysochloridae
Gene: ATP10B
Product: ATPase, class V, type 10B
Exons: 21
Coding region: 7-3813 (1268 amino acids)
Biological process (GO): phospholipid translocation
Cellular component (GO): plasma membrane
Molecular function (GO): ATP binding; magnesium ion binding; ATPase-coupled intramembrane lipid carrier activity
Source: RefSeq, a predicted model, not a curated record